AUGAUGGUUGGGUCACCUUUUCGAGGAGAAAGUCUGACUUUCAAAGUGAAUUACGAGGAGUUCGUAUACACCGUCACAUACAGCACUGGAACCGUAAAAGUCAUAGAUCUGACAAAUGACACCAUAAUGUUGUGCUACACAGCUGCACGUGUUAUACAUUCAUCUGAUGGAGAACAAACAACCGAUUUGGACAAUCUUUUCGGCGAUGCUGUCAUUGUUGAAAGUAUGUAG
Molecule: messenger RNA, 231 nt
Organism: Strongylus vulgaris
Lineage: Eukaryota; Metazoa; Nematoda; Chromadorea; Rhabditida; Strongylidae
Source: the annotation of a GenBank genome assembly